UGCCUUCGUUUCCUUUAAUUUCAACGUGGAUCUUCCACUGGGUCGCAUGCACGCUUUAGAGUUGGAUUCCAAGAUUCAUCUCGUUGGAGGUUUCAAAUAUUUGUCCGUACUUGAUUAUUAUUGUGAUGGUCCUUGCUAUCCUUCCAAAAAAGGUCUACGAACUAGACCUUGACAAGGAGGUGGAGGAGUCGAAUCCAAUAGAUGAUUUUCCAAAGUUAUUGAUACCGGGUUCUAUUCUCUUCACAAAAUCUGAAGUGUUUGUUAUUUUAUAAGGAUGUGUGGUCUCGACCAUCUCAUACAUGAGGCUGGUCCUCUGAAUUUUUGGGUUCUACACGCUGCGACCAAGAUGGAAGAGUUUUCGUCUACUCUUAUGACACCCAUAACUCACAUUGGACCAGUGAGGGUGGCAAUAGUUUUACGCAUUCUUUUUUGUGUCCAAGUGUGUGGCCAGCGUCGGUCCUUUCUUCUAAGUGUGUAUACUCCAGGUAUCAGGUGGAUGAAUUGGGUGUCUGUUAUCUUCCGAAGGCUUGAAGGCUGCUUAGAUAGAAUGCCAUCCUUCAAUCAUGAGGAAAGGUCUGUGCUUGUUGAUCUUGAUGGCAAAGGCACGUUUCUCGUUAUGUUACCUGGCUUUGCAAAGGAACGAAGACAGGACCCAGUCCUGUGCGUGUUGGUUCUUCAAGUCAUUGUGAAGAAGGUUGUAUCCCAUCCCUCCCGGAUCCCGCAUAGAUCUGUGAGGUCCCCAAUGGAGUGUGAUUUCUUAGAUUGGAAGGUCCUUAGCAUGAACAUGUACAGCAUAAAUCGUGGCUUCGAUGAUUGGUUUAGUGUCUCUCUUUUCCCUGGCAUCCCCUGCAACAAAGCCAUUACAUACGAGGUCCGAAGGGGAGGAAAAAGAAAAUGCAACCAAAUUUGAGUUCCAAACAUGCUUGCUUUCUUCAAAGGUAAUGCUUGCCUCUCUGCUUUUUGUCAUCAUUGUCUUAUGUACCUUAAAGUAAAGUAGCUUUGUUAUUUGUUGUUGUCCCAUAUUGAUGUGAGUAAGUUUGUCAAUGCAUGCCAUUCUUGUUUCAAUUCAUGAAUAGAGGAAGGUUCUUCCUGGUGAUUUGAUUGUUAGUUUGGAAUAUUGUAUAGAUUCAUAUCAAGGACAACUAUGCUAGUUUUCUUAAAAUCUCUAAUCUAUCUUAUGUAUAGAUUAUGAUGUCAACAUAGUAAACUUCUGCCUUCUUGUUCCAAUCCAAUGGGAAGAGCACUACUUUUUGGA
Messenger RNA from Arachis ipaensis, 1255 nucleotides. RefSeq lists its product as uncharacterized. NCBI's taxonomy places the organism in Eukaryota, Viridiplantae, Streptophyta, Magnoliopsida, Fabales, Fabaceae. The record is from RefSeq and is a predicted model, not a curated record.